Salmo salar (Atlantic salmon) is the source of this 3142-nucleotide messenger RNA. RefSeq names its product hypoxia-inducible factor 1-alpha inhibitor. Gene Ontology annotation, molecular function: ankyrin repeat binding; [protein]-asparagine 3-dioxygenase activity; peptidyl-histidine dioxygenase activity. Gene Ontology annotation, biological process: negative regulation of Notch signaling pathway. Gene Ontology annotation, cellular component: cytoplasm; nucleus. The record is from RefSeq and is a predicted model, not a curated record. Lineage: Eukaryota; Metazoa; Chordata; Actinopteri; Salmoniformes; Salmonidae.
AGUGUUGCUGACGAUACUUGUAGACUCGGCGUUUCUUGCAUCAGAAACGAAACAGACUAUUUUUGCAUGGUAAUGUUGUGAGCAAACAGGUAGUAUACUGCAUAGUUCUCGUAUAUCGAGUUAAGAGAACAUAUUUUGAUAGUGGGCGAGGGGCAAUCUUGGGUUCGGUGCACAGGCAUGGCAACAGUCGAGAAUGAUCCGACGGCGAGCGAAGGCGGUGCCGCAGCAUUCUCGGUGGUCCACAGUCCUAUCUGGAGCGAAUAUCAACUUCGAAAGUAUCCUUUCCAGACCAGACCGAUACCCAGACUCUCUCACACGGAUCCUAGAGCGGAGAUGCUCAUAAACAACGAGGAACCAUUGGUUUUAACAGACACCAAUCUAGUGUAUCCAGCUCUGAAGUGGGACAUCCCGUACCUGCAGGAGAACAUUGGGAGCGGGGACUUCUCUGUGUACAUCGCGGAAAACCACAAAUUCCUCUACUAUGACGAGAAGAAAAUGGCCAACUUUGAGAAUUUUUCACCCAAGUCUCGACGGAUAGACAUGAAAUUCUCUGAUUUUGUGGAAAAAAUGGAGAAAACGCAGAAAGAGGGAGGAGACGAGAGGGUGUAUCUGCAGCAGACCCUGAACGACACCGUGGGCAGGAAGAUCGUAGUGGACUUCUUGGGUUUCAACUGGAACUGGAUCAACAAGCAGCAGAGCAAAAGGAACUGGGGCCAGCUCACCUCCAACCUGCUCCUCAUAGGCAUGGAGGGCAAUGUAACGCCAGCCCAUUACGACGAGCAGCAGAACUUCUUUGCACAAAUCAAAGGUUACAAAAGGUGUAUCCUCUUCCCUCCGGACCAGUUUGAGUGUCUCUACCCCUUCCCUGUUCACCACCCCUGUGACAGACAGAGCCAGGUUGACUUUGAGAACCCUGACUAUGAGAGGUUUCCCAACUUCAAGAAUGUAGUGGGCUAUGAGACUGUGGUGGGCCCCGGAGAUGUUCUUUACAUCCCCAUGUACUGGUGGCACCACAUUGAGUCCCUGCUGAGUGGUGGCGUGACCAUCACUGUCAACUUCUGGUACAAGGGUGCGCCAACGCCCAAGAGGAUAGAAAACCCAUUGAGGGCCCAUCAGAAGGUGGCGAUCAUGAGAAACAUAGAGAAGAUGCUGGGGGAGGCACUGGGAGACCCACACGAGGUUGGUCCUUUACUGAAUAUGAUGAUCCAGGGCCGAUAUGACCAGGGAUUCAGCUAGAGGUACUGCCGCAGAACUGUUGCCAAACUGCUGCUUGUGUGUGCGUUCAGUACACACACCUGAUUUGUGUGUAUGUAGGCGAGCUUGUGUGUACGUAUACGUGUGUGCGCAUUCGGACUGUUAAGCUAGCAGUGCACGGCAACACUGAGUCACCUUGAGAGGCGUGGCUUUCUGCUCUGCUUUGAUUGACUGGGAACCAUAGUCAUCGCAACUUCCGCCACCAGUGGGAAGACAAUAGUGGACGGACAGACUAGCCAUGGACACCCACAUGCAGUAUGCUGUCAGUGAUACUCAGUUGAUGAACUGUGUAAACUACAUAAUGUAGAGUUGUGGUAUUUGUGUGUGAGCUGUGUAGGUAUCAAAGAAUAACCCCCAAAUACCCUCAAGGUGGAAGUUGCCCCUAAUUAAUCGCUGAUGCAGGGUAAGAUAAUAGACAUUUUAUCAUCGCACCCAAUAGGAUUGGGGUUGGGAUAAUUUGAUCCUAGAUCAAUAGUUAAUAGGGCAAUAGAUCAAUAAUCAGAUAGUUGGAGGCAAUUUCUACCUUGAGCACUUGAACCACUAAAGGGUGUGUAACCAACCAGAAACUCCCAUCCUCUAUUCAACCCCACCCCCUGUCAUUACAGUUUGUAACCAUAGCUACACAACUGUAGCUUGAUUUAUUAAAUACGAAUAGCUCCCCUCCGAUAUAACAUACACUCACCGGACAGUUUAUUAGGCACAAUCUGAAUUCUGGGCAUUCUACAAGGUGUCGGAAACGUUCCACUGGGAUGUUGGUCCCUGCUGACGCAAUGGCAUCACAUAGUUGCUGUAGAUUGGACGACGGUACAUUGAUGCUGUGAAACAGCAGCCCGUUCCAUCUCAUCCCAUAGAUGCUCUAUAGAGUUGAGGUCUGUGCAGGUACCUCAAAUAAACUGAACUCAUUGUCAUGUUCCAGGUGAUGUUUUUCCACUCCUCAACUGUCCAGUGUUGGUUAUCAUGUGUCCGCUGGAGCCGCUUCUUCUUGUUUUUAGCUGAUAGGAGUGGAACCUGGUCUGGUUGUCUGCUGCAAUAGCCUAUCCGUGACAAGGAUCGAGUUGUGCGUUCCAAGAUGCACUGCACCAUUAUUUGUCUGUCUGUGGCCCGCCUGUUAGCUUGCACGAAUCUUGCCAUUUCCUUCGACCUCUCAACGAGCUGUUUUCACUCACAGGACUGCUGCUGACUGGAUGUUUUUUUGUUUGUUGCACCAUUCUUGGUCAAUUCUAGACACUGUUGUAUGUGAAAAGCCCAGGAGGGCGGCCUUUCUGAGAUGCUGAAACCGGCGCGCCUGGCACCAACAAUCAUGCCAUGCUGAAAGUCACUGAGGUCACUUGUUUUGCCCAUUCUAACAUUCAAUCAAACAGUAACUGAAUACCUCGAUGUCUGCCUGCUUUAUAAAGCAAGCCAUGGCCACGUGACUCACUGUCUGUAGGAGCGAUCCAUAUUUGUGAACGGGGUGGUGUACCUAAUAAACUGUCCGGUGAGUGUAUCAACUGAAUACAUUUCUAGUACCUAAAGUAGGCCUAUUUAUUUUGUGACAAACUUCUAAAUUAAUUUGCUGCACGUUCACCCUGAAAGGGAUGAGUCAUAUUUUGGUUAUUCUGUUGAUUUAAUUGUUGACUGUUAGUCAGUAAGCUGACUUGUUUCUGUAUGGUAUUAUAGUUUUUGGGAGCGAUCAGCAAAAAACAAGUUAUACUGUGUUUUAUAAACACUGAAAGAGCUCUUGAUUGUGUGAUUGCCUGUACUUGAUUUAUUUAAUUUAAAUGAUUGCUGAACAUUUCUAUGUUAUAAGUGUGUGUUGUAUGAUGGUUUGUGUACGUUUAGGCAUAACUGAUUUUCUGUUGGUGUGUUUUGAAAUGUUUGUUACAAUACAUGGUACAUUUUAAGUCAA